UGCUUCCGCCACCACAGGAGAGAGAACAACCGACCGGUGCCAGAUCAAAAUACAAACAAUGGGCAAGAAGCACAAGAAGCACAAGUCCGAAAACACGGAUAUGAAGAGUACGGCGAGAGACCGCUGAAGCUUGUGUUGAAAGUGUCUGGAAACGAAGUGACGACGGGAAGCUCAAGCCUGGAUACGUUUUACGACGAACAGCCGGCAGACAAACCCAAGGACAAGAAGAAGAAAAAGAAGAAGGAUAAAGAGAGGAGCUUUGGGUCGCCAGAGGAUGACAGAGGAAAGAAAAAGAUGACAAAGAAGAAAAAAGGACAGGAUGCAGAUGGAGAUGAUGACCAGAGCAGAACUCCUAUACGUUCAGAGUUGGAUAAACUGGAAGCAGAAAAGGAGCAGACUCCUCUGCAGGAAGCUCUGAACCAGCUCAUCAGGCAGCUCCAAAGGAAAGAUCCCAGUGCAUUCUUCUCGUUUCCGGUGACAGACUUUAUUGCUCCUGGCUACUCUGCGAUUAUCAAACGGCCUAUGGACUUCAGUACAAUGAAGGACAAAGUAAAGAAAGAGUACUACCAGUCGCUGGAUGAACUCAAGGUAUCUGUCUUUAUCACACACGGGUGUAUUAUUGCAUGCUAC
Micropterus salmoides (largemouth bass) is the source of this 630-nucleotide messenger RNA. RefSeq names its product bromodomain-containing protein 7-like. Gene Ontology annotation, cellular component: nucleus. Gene Ontology annotation, biological process: regulation of transcription by RNA polymerase II. Lineage: Eukaryota; Metazoa; Chordata; Actinopteri; Centrarchiformes; Centrarchidae. The record is from RefSeq and is a predicted model, not a curated record. The annotation marks the transcript as partial. The transcript has 5 exons.